AUACGAUUUAUAAUUUAUAUUAUGAAUGUGACGGAUCAUUACGAUGUACUUGGUUGUACAAAACAAUCAACGUCGGAAGAUAUAAAACGUGCAUAUCAUGCAUUAGCUUUAAAAUUUCAUCCAGAUAAGAAUCAAUCAGAAUUUGAUAAUGCAAAGUUUCAACGUAUAUUAGAGGCUUGGAACGUGUUGCGUGAUCCUAAGUCGAGGGAAGAAUAUGACACUGUACAGAAGCAAACAGAACUAGAUUCUGAGUGUGUUACAGUAUAUGCAAGAAUACAGGCUGAAGAAUUAGAAGUAACAGAUGAUGAGGAUAUAUUAAUUUAUCGAUGUAGAUGUGGUGGAGUAUACCAGGUUCAAAAAGAAUACAUCGAGGAGAAAAAUCAAUCGAUACAUGUUCCAUGUUUGGAGUGUACUUUUGUUAUCAUUGUUGACACGUAACACUUGUACACAGAGGAUUUAAAAUGCAGCAACAUUUUCUAUUUCUUAUAAAAAAUGAUACAACAGAUAACACAUCGUUACAAAUAUAAACUAUUGAGCAAUAUACAAAUAAAAACACGAUCCUUAGAAUAUCCUAGGUUCAAUAAUAAAAAUUGCAUUUACACGAAUCGUGUUAUGUAUUGGCAUUAAAAUUUAUAAAGCUUAUUGUCAAUGGGAAUCCAGUGUUUGCGUAUUUGCUUACGUAAUUCCUAUACUGACAAAAGUUUGUAUAAAAAACUGAUUUCCUAUAAAAAUCUACAAUAAAUUGAAAUAAGCUGUAACUUGUUCAUAUUUAUUUUCACAUGACAAUUGAUUUUAUUUUGUUUAAUUGAUUCGUGCAUAUUGCACAGGAUAGGUUUGCAACUCUUAUUAUUGCACCAUGGCAAAACCAGACUUGUUACUAAUGUCAAAAUUAAUACAUUUUAUUUAAAUAUCGACGAUCCAAUCAAUUAAAUUAUUAUCACGAAUAUUGAAUUAACCCUGGUUGUUUAAAUAAUCGGCGAAUGAACAAUGAACAGUGACUGACUCCUGAACGUGUCACGCGUGGAAAAUCAAUCAAAUACUUGAAGAAAUAUUUGACAAGCGAAAAGUAUAGACUCUACGUUGCAGAGUCAUAAAUUUUUCUUGAUAAUUGCAUGCACAUGAUUCUUGUCCAUUAUGUAAUUGAUUAUGUAAAUAAUACAACUGGUUAUGAAAAGAACUCUAUAUCAUGAUAAAAUAUAUAUAGGCAAACUCGGCGAAUAUUCGGUUCUUGUUGUUUUGUAUCUUUAGAAGUGUCUUUAUUGUUAUCCUAAGGAAUUCUUGUUUCGUGUCCCAAAAUUUGUAAUCUUUUUAUUACGCGUACACGUUGAAAUGCAAUAGACAUACUAAAUUUCUGAUGUACGUGGAUAUAUCUAAAUGAUAGCUAAAUGAUUAAGGUAAAUGCAUAUCUGCAUAUUUUACGGAUUAGUUAUUACAAAAACUAAUAAAAUGUGUUGAAUGUUCUUUCUCGAAGCUGCGAUAAGGGAAUAAUUGUUCCUUUCACGUAACACGUUCAUCAACAUUCUGCUUAACGAGCAACAUAAACGAUUCAAUUUCUAAUGUAACAUAACAUUAGCAUCGCUAAAAUGCUAGAAAUCGCUAUGAUGUUUAGAAACACGAUCUUAAAAUUCGAGAAAUCAGAUAUAGAUAGAACUAUAUGAUUUUGUAUGAACAUUUGUGCACGAACAGUUUAGACUUUAGAUGAUGAAAUUAGAACUGGCGCGAAUGAAACAAAGUAGAUCUAAUGGAAAACAAUGUUCAUUUUGUUAUUAAAAAGUUAUUAAAUAUUCAUUACAUUA
Messenger RNA from Megachile rotundata (alfalfa leafcutting bee), 1796 nucleotides. Its product is annotated as dnaJ homolog subfamily B member 6. Gene Ontology annotation, biological process: positive regulation of ATP-dependent activity. The record is from RefSeq and is a predicted model, not a curated record. Gene Ontology annotation, molecular function: ATPase activator activity; ferrous iron binding. Lineage: Eukaryota; Metazoa; Arthropoda; Insecta; Hymenoptera; Megachilidae.